This is a messenger RNA of Styela clava, 17023 nucleotides long. RefSeq names its product hemicentin-1-like. Gene Ontology annotation, cellular component: axon; plasma membrane; neuronal cell body. Gene Ontology annotation, molecular function: axon guidance receptor activity; calcium ion binding. NCBI's taxonomy places the organism in Eukaryota, Metazoa, Chordata, Ascidiacea, Stolidobranchia, Styelidae. The record is from RefSeq and is a predicted model, not a curated record. Gene Ontology annotation, biological process: homophilic cell-cell adhesion; synapse organization.
UAUAGAAGGUAAAAAUUAGGUACGUAGUGUGGUUACGUAUUUACAGUAAAACCACGAUGCGUACCAUACACUUGUGUGGACUUUUCUUGUUGUUAUGCCUUAUCGAAGUCUCGAGCGGUCAAAGGUUGCGCGGACGAAUACGCGGUUCUACAUACAGGAGAGAUAUGAGAGAGGUUCCACCUGGAUCUGCGUCUCUAGCAUUUGUCUUUGACGUCACAGGUUCUAUGUGGGAUGACCUGGUACAAGUCAUUGCCGGAGCAAAAAAGAUUUUGGAUACAACCCUUGGAAGACAAGAACAACCUCUGUUUGAUUAUAUUCUUAUCCCAUUCCAUGAUCCAAUUGUCGGACCUAUCACAGUCACGUCGAAUGGGGAAUUGUUUCAGAGAAAAUUGCGAGAUCUUUUUGUCCAGGGAGGAGGAGAUUGUCCAGAAAUGAGUCUGACUGCGAUCGAACAAGCAUUGGAACUUUCUCUUCCAAGCUCGUUCAUCUAUGUUUUCACCGACGCCAGCGCCAAAGAUUAUUAUCGACUAAAGGAUGUUUUGAGAGUAAUUCAAAGAAAACAAAGUCAGGUUGUGUUUGUCUUGACUGGUGAUUGCAACAACAGGGAUAGUCCGGGAUACAAGGCAUACGAAAAAAUUGCUGCGACGAGUUCUGGACAAGUUUUCAUCAUAACGAAAAGUGACGUUUCCGAGGUUGUCAAGUUUAUCGAAGUAUCUGUCCAAGCACACAAAGUCGUUCUCCUGGCCACAGAUCACGAUCAACCUGGAGACAGAACAUGGGAAAUUCCAUUUGAUCCGGAAUUAAAAGAAGUAACCCUUUCUUUGAGCGGUCCAGACAGAAGACUUCGCUUAUUCAACCCACACGGACACGAAAUGACCGAACGAGAUGGCCUUGAAACAUUACUCGAUCUUGAGACUGUUCUUAUUCUCAAUAUAAAAAAUGCAUCUGCAGGUUACUGGCGGGUGUCAGCAUUCAGCAGUGGGGAACAUUCUCUUCGAGUGACUGGACUCAGCUCUCUCGAUUUUCAAGCAAGAUUUUCCAGACUUCCCACGUUGGAUUGGUCUAUCGCUGAUUAUCAACCGAUAGCAGAUGCUGAAACCCAUGUACUUUUGAAUGCUACCGGUCUCCCGCCACCAGGAGAGUUCCGCGAGAUAUCUCUGAGAGAUAUAAGAGGGGCUAAUAUUCAGGAAAUCACACUCGAUCCUCCACCAGAUCCCGGAAACCCAUAUUUAUAUGCGGUUCGCCCUCUUCUCACUCCGUCUCAAGAUUUUUAUAUUUAUGUGCAAGGCGUAACACAUGAAGGAUACCCCUUUCAACGAACAACUAAAAACGCAAUCUUGAACGUUGAACCAGUUGCUCCCUCAGUGUACAUGAAACCAACUCAUCCAGCAUAUUUUGAUUAUCCUGCUGAAAUACCUUGUGAAGUUUCAAGUUUGAUUCCCUACCAUGUGACAUGGAGUAGAAAAGUGGAUGGCAGAUGGAGAGCAGUUGGAAGAAGAACCUUACAUCAAGUCAGUUCUACAGUGUAUUUGAAUAUACCUGAAAUAACAGAUGAAUCAGAAGGAAGUUAUAGAUGUGUUGCUAACAAUUCAAAAGGCCUUGAUUAUGGUGAAACGUUUUUGGAUGUUGAAGAGAGACCGCCUUCUAUCAGAGUUGAUGGUAAUGUCACAGUUGAACCUGGUAAACAUGCAAUUCUGACAUGUCACAUUAAAAGCAAGGUGAAGUUUACAGUUUCCUGGAGUAGAUUGGAUGGAAGAGCAUUCGACAUAACAAGAGUUAGAAUGUUGUCAAAUAAUUCACUUGCUGUCACACGAGCUCGACCUGAUGAUGAAGGUGGAUACAAAUGUACUGCAAGAAACAAGGGUGGAACAGCAAACGAUACUGUCUUUCUCACUGUUCAAGCUGAACCUGAAGUAUUAGUUCGGCCAUUGAACCCUGUUCAAUAUGUUGUAAAUCAGAUCGUCUCACUCAGAUGUAUCGCGAAUGGACAUCCCGAUCCUUCAAUUGCUUGGCUGAAUGGAACUGAGUUUAUAAGUCAAGAUAAACAUGUGAAAAUUCGAAGAGGUGGCACAGAAUUGCGAUUUAUCAAAGCUCAACAGGAGCAUGCAGGAAUUUAUACUUGCCAAGCUACAAACAAAGCUGGUUCUGCAAGUGACACAGGACGUCUGAUAUACACAGAAUCACCUCAUGUUAGUUUGGAUGAAGAUAGGAGACUUGUGCUGGAAGGACAAUCAACAGAAUUUAAUUGUCAUGUAACUGGUGAACCGAAACCAAGAAUUGCGUGGUAUUUCCUAGAUGGCAACCAAAUUGUUAAUAAUGAGAGACAUCAGAUAUCAGAUGAUGGAGUUCUGACUGUAAGAAAUCUGCAGACAUCUGAUACUGGAGAAUAUACUUGUCAGGCAGUUAAUACUGUAGGCAGAGACAGCGAUGCAAUAUUUUUACAAGUUGGGACGAUACCUAGAAUUGUGCUUCCACCUAUUGACACUGGAAUUGAUAUUGGUAAUGCUGGUAAACUACCAUGUGCUGCUGAUGGUUAUCCUGCUCCUGAAAUUACUUGGUCAAAACUUAUCGAAUCUACAGAAGAAGAAGAAGACAAUGGUGAUGGUGUGAUUGUUGGAGUAUUCGAAAUUGUGAUUGGUCAAGAAAAUGAUAGAGUAUACCACGAUCUGAACAGCAAUAGUCUUAUCAUCAAAAAUAUGGAAAUGGAAGAUGUUGGGUUGUAUACUUGUUCUGCUGCAAAUCAAUUUGGCGGGGAUGCAAAAUCUGCUGAGGUUGACAUUACAGGAUUAGUAAAGCCAUGGAUAACGUUAACUGAAGAAAGGCCCCAUGUAAUCAUAGGCCAAUCAAUUGCAUUGCCAUGUCGUAUCACAUCUGGCAAUCCAACUCCAUCUCGACAAUGGCGAAGAGACAGUAGAGUGUUUGAUCCAACUGGUAGAAUUUCAGUCAGUCAAGAAGGAAGCGUUGUAAUCACACAAGCUCAAUCUAGUGAUGCUGGAGAAUAUGUUUGCAUUGCAAAAAAUGUUGCUGGAGAGCAUAGUACAAAUACUAUGUUGGAUGUUUGGGUUCCACCAUCAAUCUCUACGCCUGAAACAGACUACACUACCAUAGAAGAAAGAUCUAUCACACUUAGAUGUGAAACUUCAGGCAAUCCAGUACCUACUGUGCAGUGGACUAAAGCAGGUGUAAGAGGUCCACUUCGGUACCUUCCUGAUUACAGAGUACUAAGAGAUUAUAGUCUAGUGAUUUCUUCACCCUCACCAGAACAUUCCGGUGACUAUACUUGCACUGCAACCAAUGCUGCUGGAACUGAUUCGAUGGACGCUCAUUUGAUUGUUUACUAUAAACCUCGUACUAGGGAUGGCUCAUUGGAUCUCUACACAGUCGUACAGGGUGAUUCUAUCACACUCGAUUGUCCAGUUACUAAAAGUAACCCACCACCAACAUUUAGUUGGUCAUUUGAAGGAAUUGACAUCACUCAUCGCACAGGACAAUAUGAGAUAUCAGAUGAUGGAAAGUUGAGGAUUUUUUCCGCUCAAGUGUCCGAUGAUGGUCAAUAUACAUGCACAGCAGUCAACGAAGCAGGUUCAGUAUCUCAUAAAAUGUCUUUAGUUGUGCAAGUUCCCCCGCGAAUCCUUAGAGGACCAUCUAUAAUCAGGGGUCUAGAGGGUGAAGAUAUUGGUUUGAGAUGUGAAGCUACAGGAAUUCCAUUGCCAAAAAUAAGAUGGAGGAAAAAUGAUGUUGAAGUAACUGGUACUGGACGUCUCUCAUUAACACAUUCUCAAACUGAAUAUUCUGCAUCCAGUGAAAUUAUUAUACAUCCUGCAAGAUUGACUGAUGACGGAGAUUUCAUUUGUAUUGCAAGAAAUGUUGCUGGACGCGACACAUCAAUAACUAGUCUUGAUGUUCAGAAGCGACCUACCAUUCAAGAUCCAGGAUUUGGAAGAGAUCUUACUCCAUCAAAGGGAACUCAUGUCACAAUUCCUUGUGUUGCAUAUGGGGAUCCAUCUCCCACCAUCAGAUGGUUCCAUAAUGGGGAAGAGCUCACUGGUGAUGAACUUGAUAUUGACAUUGCAAGUAAUGGAAGUUUGCUGUUAUAUUCUGUUGAUAGUGAUGACAGUGGUUCAUACAAAUGCGAAGCUGAAAAUAACCUGGGUAAAGUUGACAUCGAAACAAAAAUUACGGUCUACGAACCGCCAGAGAUUACUGAUGCAGGUGACACCACAAGAUUAUGGGUUUUUGAAGGACAAUCUGUAUCAAUGUUUUGUUAUGCAACUGCUGUACCAAAGCCAACAAUUACUUGGUAUAAAGUAGAAUCAUCAGACAGGAUUCUGAAUAAUGAAGUAGACCACAUCAAUAUAUUGGGAGAUGGAGAUAUCUUAAACAUCACCCGAGCAAGAGUAUCUGAUACAGGAAGAUACUAUUGUGCUGCAGCUAAUGUUGAAGGAAAAUCAUACAAAUUCUAUGAAUUAGACGUUUAUGUCCUUCCUUCCAUUGAUGGCAGUGAUGAAGUUGACAGGAGUAAAGUUAUUCUUGGUAACGAUUUUACUCUAGAAUGUCCUGUCACUGGAAUUCCAUUUCCAACUAUACGGUGGUUCAAAGGAUUGCAUGAAAUAUCUGUUGAAGAUGAAGGAAUGUUGAUUGAUAAUCGUGGACAAUCUUUGACUGUUCUUAACAGUGAACUUGAACAUGAUGGAGAAUACACUUGUGUGGCUGAUAAUGCUGUUGGUGAAGCUGACAAAGAUUUUGAUGUUUCAAUACUUGUUCCACCAACUAUUGCUGGUGAUGACAUGACACACACCAUUCAAGUUACAAGAUAUCUAGCUAUUGAAUGCAGGGCAUCUGGCAUCCCAAAACCAACACUUUCUUGGUACAAAGAUGGACGAACAGUUGCUAUCAUAAAUAACGAUCUUGAAGAAGGUCCUCAAACCCUUGACAAUGGACGCUAUUUGGAAUUUUCAAGAAUUCGGGUUGAAGAUGAAGGAGUUUAUAAAUGCGUAGCAACUAAUGAAGCUGGAUCAGAUGAUAAAACACACACUGUCAAUGUACAAGUACCUCCAAAGUUUUCUGGUGAUGAUAUACCUGCAAAUGUAUCAGUGGUUGAAGGAGAAGAUAUUACUUUGACAUGUUAUGCCAGUGGAGAUCCACCACCUACUAUAACUUGGCUCAAAAAUGGUGUUUUAAUCAAAGAUGGAGGACGAUUCUCUAUAUCAGAUAGUGGAACAUUUUUGACAAUAAAUAAUGCUGCACAAUCAGACCGAGGACAGUACACAUGCAGAGCGACUAAUGAUGUGGGUGUUAUAACACAGAACCAAUUUCUUGAUGUGUUGGUUCCACCACGUAUAAGUGGCAACAAUGAAAAUAUUGUCAUUGAAAAAGGAGAUCCUGUGGCACUUGAUUGUGUGAUUUCUGGAAAUCCAAAACCUAAAAUAAGAUGGGAAAAAGAUGGCCUACCAGUUUUGGCAAAUGAUCGAAUCAGUUUCGAUUUUGAUAAUCAGAGACUAAUUAUCAGAAAUUCAGAUGAAACUGAUACUGCAAAUUAUACUUGUACUGCCAGUAACAUUAUUGGAUCAGAUUCAAAAGGCUUUAAACUUGAUGUGCAUGUUCCACCUGUUGUAAGGCCUUUUGAUCAAGAUGUUUAUGAGGUUAUUGAAGGAGAGAAAAUUCAAAUUACAUGUGUAGUCAGUGGAAUACCUCAACCAAUAGUUAGAUGGUUAAGAGAUGGAAGUGUGAUUGCAAGAUCAAAAUAUUUCAAGUUGAGAGAAGAUGGCCACACUCUUGUGAUACAAAAUGCGGAUGUUGGUAUACAUGAAGGUCGAUAUACUUGUUCUGCUAUAAAUGAUGCUGGAGAAGAUGAACAAGAUUUAACUGUUAGUGUAUUGAUUCCACCAUCAAUAUAUGGGCAAGAAAAAACUGUAAACAAAAUAGUGAAUGAGGGAAAUGAAGUUGGAUUGGAAUGCAGAGUGAGAGAAGGAAAACCAAGUCCUAUUAUUCGAUGGUAUAGGGGAGAAAGUAAUGCAAUUUCAAAGUUGAGCACAUCAUGGGAUCAUGCACAUUUUGAUCAAACAAUCACAAACCUUCGGGCUAAGGUUGACAAUACAGGAGGAUAUUGGUGUGAAGCGGUUAACACUGCUGGAAGAGCAAGAAAGAAUUUUACUAUUGACGUUCAAGUGAAACCUUACAUUGAUGGAAAUGAAAGGGAAAACAAAAAUGUGAUAUUGGAUAAUGAUGUAUCAUUUACCUGCAAAGUUAGUGGAGUUCCGAGACCAGAAAUUACUUGGACAAAAGAUGGAAAUCCUAUAUCAUAUGAUCUUAAUGACAAAUAUGGAACAGAAAAAAUAGGUAUUGGAACCUACAUACUGACUGUAAAUGAUGCACAAGAUGAUGACAAAGGAAGGUAUACAUGCAUAGCAACAAAUGAUGCUGGACAAGAUUCUAAAGACUUUGAUCUAGAUGUUUAUUUGCCACCAACACAUGGUGGUGAUGGCAUUUUCAAUAUCACUGUUCUUGAAAACAAUGAUGCAGAAUUAUUUUGUGAUGUCGAAGCUUUUCCCAAACCAACAAUCAGAUGGUAUAAAGAUGGACAGCCAGUUAUAUUACCAAGAGAAGUGUUGGAUAGCUUGGAAGAUUACAGAAUUUUACCAAUAAAAAAGGCUCAAAUUUCUGAUGCUGGACUAUACAAAUGUGAAGCAGAAAAUGUUGCUGGUAUAACUGAGAAAAACUUCAGAUUGAACGUUCAUUCAAAACCCAAAGUUUUUGGACCUACAGUUGAUGACAUAACGAAAUUGGUUGGUGAUAGAAUUGAUAUGGUUUGUGAUAUCCGUGGUGUACCUGCACCUACUUUAUCAUGGACUAAGAAUGGACAACCUUUAGUUAUUGACGAAUCCGAAAUGACUCUAUUAUCUGGAUCAAAGAUUUUGCGUAUUUUUGCAGCUGAGCUUAGUGAUACUGGACAGUUUGAAUGUCAUGGAAUCAAUGUUGCAGGAAGAGCAGUAAAAUCUUUUGAUGUAACUAUCCAUGAAUCAUCAAGAAUACUUGGAGAUCCGCAUGAGAUGCAUGAUGUUAACAAAGGUGAUACUUUUACUUUGGAAUGCUUGGUAUCUGGAACUCCAAGACCAGAAAUAACUUGGUUUAAAGAUGGUCAUGAAGUUCACACAGACUCGAGAACAAAAAUGAGAGAGAAUAGAAGAUAUUUAAUUGUAAAGAAUUCACAUGAAGCAGAUGCAGGAAGAUAUGUUUGCAAUGCCUCGAAUGUUGAAGCCUAUGAUACCAAAGCUUAUACAGUAAAUGUGCGAGUACCACCAGCUAUUGAAGAUGGACCUAAUCGAAAGUGGGUUAAAGAAGGUCAUAACAUAAAUUUAACUUGCAAUGCAGUAUCUAAUUCUGCUGUUCAAAUUCAGUGGUUAUUUGAAGGAGAACCCAUAAUACCUUCUAGUUUAGCAAGGCCAUCACCUCAAGGAAAACGACUGAUGCUUUUCAAUGUUCAGCGAGAAAAAGCUGGUCAAUACACAUGCAGAGCCACAAAUGCGGCAGGUUCAGAUGACCGGAACAUAAUUUUGGACGUCUAUACCAUACCUGUUAUCACUGACAGUGAUACUAUUGACACAUACAAUGUCACACGAUCUGAAUCUGUAACAUUGGAAUGUGACGUUUCUGGAUUUCCUGAACCUACUAUUGAAUGGUUGAAAGAUUUCUACCCAAUAUUUUUCCACGAAGAUGGUUCAGCACAGACAGGAAGUUAUGAAAUUCAAAAUGGGGGGAGACUGUUGACUUUAUUUAAUGCACAGGUUUUCGAUGAAGGAAAGUAUAAAUGUAGAGCAACUAAUGAAGCUGGGUUUGAUACUAAAGAAUAUGAUGUCAAUAUUUUUGUCCCUCCUGAAAUAUACCGUGAUGGUUUGAGAGAGGAAGUUAUAGUUCGGGAAAAAUCUUACAUAAGGAUACAAUGUGCUGCUUCUGGCAUUCCUGCACCAAAAAUACGAUGGCUGAAAGAUGGAGAGCCGUAUGUUCCAAGGCGUUUGACUCCUGGUAUAGAUCAAGACAGAUUUCUUACCUUCCAGAGUGUUGAAGAAGAUGAUGGAGCUACCUAUUCAUGUGUAGCUGAAAAUCCAGCUGGUCGUGAUCUGGUUGAUGUGAAUAUUAUAGUAAAUGUUCCACCAAAGAUAAGAGGAUCAGAAAAUCCAUUCUCAACCACAGUUGAAGUUGUUGUCGGGGAAACAUUAGACUUGGAAUGUGAGGUAAUCAGAGGAACUCCUGAGCCCCAGAUUGAGUGGUGGAAGCGAUCAAACAAAAUUAUAGAAAGUGACCACAUAAAGAUACUUGCAGAAGGCCGGUACUUGAGAAUACCACAAGCACGAUCGGAUGAUUAUGGUGUAUAUACUUGUGUAGCAAAGAAUGUGGAAGGCGUAGACAGCAAAGCUUACAAUGUUUUGACAUUGGAGCCGCCAAGGUUUGCCAGUGACAAACAAGAUGAAAUUGACGUUGUCCUUGGGUUUUCUCAUUUCAUAAUUUGUGAAAUAGAUGCUCAACCACAACCCAGGCUUGAGUGGUUUAAAGAUGGCCAACCUUUAAACACAGACAGAAAUGUUCAAGUUGAUCAAAAUGGACGUGUGCUGUUCAUUAAAUCGGCAAGACUUGAAGAUCGUGGAAUAUACAUGUGUAAAGCUAGAAACAAGGCAGGAACAGAUGAAAAAUUGACAAAGAUCAAUAUUUUGACUCCACCAUCAAUAAACGAAGGACAAAAUGAUAAUGAUGUUGAUGUUUUAUUAGAACGUCCAACAUAUCUAAAUUGCACAGUGCAAGGUUAUCCACAACCAACAAUUACGUGGUUUAGAAAUGGAAUCAAAGUUGAUUUGAAUGAUGAUAAUUUUGAAACAUUCGACAAUGGACAGAUUCUCAGCAUAGCGAGUGCAAGGCUUAUUGACUCUGGCCGAUACGAUUGUCAUGCAAGAAAUACAGCUGGAAGAGACAGAAAAGAUUUUAGACUUAAUGUACAAGUUGCACCAACAAUUUCUGGACCAAAAUUUGAAGAAUAUAUUAUGCUUGAGGGAAGAUAUUAUGAACUUGAUUGCUUUUCAAGUGGAAUUCCUGAUCCUACAAAUGAGUGGUUUAAAGAUGGUGAUUUGGUGAGAAGAGGCCACAGAUAUUCACAAUUCCAUGGCGCGCGAAGACUGGGAAUAUACAGUGCUGAUGAACGAGAUAAUGGUUUAUUUGUUUGCACGGCAACUAAUGUUGCAGGAAUGGAGACGAAAACAUUCAAUGUGUCUGUUUAUAUGUCGCCAAGACUCACAGACUCUGCAAAAUACAAAGAUCUGGUUGUGAAUCAAGGAAAAGAAAUCACUCUCAACUGUGAAUCAAACACUUUCCCCAAACCUUCUGUUACAUGGAUUAAAAAUGGUGAAGAGUUGCCAGAAUCUCAUUUUGCUGCAAGCCAUGAUAGGAGAAUAAAAAUAUCAAAGAAUGGAUUUUUGUUGACAAUAUUUGAUGCAGAGCCAGAAGAUGCUGCUCUUUAUUCUUGUGAAUUAUUGAACGACGCUGGUGCAACUUCUAGGAAAUUCAAUCUUAAAGUAAACAGACCACCAGUUAUAUCAGGACCAGACACUGAAAAUAUCAAAAAGCCUAUUGAUAGCACAAUCUCAAUGGACUGCAGUGUGCAAGGUUCUCCAGCACCAGAAAUAAUAUGGCUGAAAAAUGGUUUGCCCGUCGAAUUUUCUGAAAGAGUACAUGUGACGCAUGGACAGAAUACACUAAGAAUUGACCGAUCAGUUGAAAGAGAUAUGGGUAUCUAUACUUGCAUUGCAAAGAAUGUGGCUGGAGAAGAUAGCAAAGAUUUCGAUGUUGAUAUACUUGUCCCACCUUUAAUUGACAAAUCCUUUGGGCCAGACAACAUAGAUGCAAUUUUAGGAGAGGAGGUUUCUCUUGCAUGUAUAGUUGCUGCAGGUAAUCCUAUUGCAACUGUAGACUGGUACAAAGAAGGAGAACUUGUGACUGAAGAUCAGGCACAAGUUUUGGAAUCUGGACAAUUGCUUCUCAUACCAUCUGUUAAGACGACUGAUGCUGGUGGAUACACAUGCAUUGCUAAAAAUGGAAUUGGACAAGAUGACAGAAGUUUUGACAUCAAUGUAUUGAUACCGCCUUCAAUUGGUUUCCGUAGUACAUUUAAUCAUGUUGAGGUUAAUGAGACAUUUGAUGCCAUUCUCGAAUGUGAUGUGAUGGGGGGUCAACCUCCUCCUGAGAUAACAUGGACACAUGAUGAUGUUCCAAUACGAUUGGGUCAACGUAUCAAAACAUUUGCAGAUGGAAAGAGAUUGGAAAUUUACAGAGCUUUGACAUCAGAUACUGGUGUGUACAAAUGUACUGCAACGAAUGUAGCUGGAACUGUUAUGGAUCGCGUUAGACUUGAUGUAUAUGUGCCACCUGCAUUUGAGAGUCCUAAUACAGAGGAUAUAACACUGAUAGAAGGAGAACCAUUGUUCAUGGACUGCACCGUGUAUGGUAUACCCGAACCUGAUCUAGCCUGGACGGUGAGCACAGAUGGUGAAGUGUCCAAACCUCUUAUAACUGAAAGAGUUAGAUAUUUGAACAAAAAUCAAGCAGCUACAAUUGAUGAAUCAAGAGUUGAUGACACUGGUUUAUAUUCAUGCAUUGUAUCAUCAAUAUCUGGAAAUGCUCAAAAAUUAUUUAAUGUCACUGUUCAAGUUCCUCCAAGCAUCAUCGGACCAAAAAGUACAGAUACUGUGCGAGUAAUUGAAGGAAACAGUUUUGAUCUUGACUGUCCAGUCAGUGGUGUUCCAAUGCCAGAAGUUAUAUGGUUGAAAAACGGGAGACCAUUGCCUUUGCUUGAUGUAAGCAGAAUUAGAAAUAAUGGACAACAACUUCAUAUAGAAAGUGCUCAGUUGAAUGAUAUUGGAACCUAUACAUGUGUUGCUAAAUCUGAUGCCGGUGAAGCAAAUAGAAAUUUUGAAGUUGAUGUUAUUGUGCCACCUAGUUCUUCUGGUGAAGGAGUCAACAUUACAGCUGUUACUGGAAGUGAUGUAAAACUUGAAUGCAAGUCUGAUGCAAUUCCUCCUCCUACAUUUAAUUGGCUCAAAAAUGGCAGACCAAUUGGACAUUACAGUCACCUUCUCUUGCUUAAAAAUGUACAAGUUACAGAUACAGCUGUGUAUAUGUGUGAAGCUGUCAAUGAAGCUGGCAAAUCUGUUCGAAACAUGGGACUGACUGUUUAUAAAAAACCGAUCAUUGCUCCAGGACCAUCGGAAGUCAUUACUCUAGUACAUGAAACUAUUAAGUUGAUGUGCAUUGUUGAUGGAGUACCACAACCAGAGGUUUCAUGGUGGAAAGACUCACAUGAGAUAUCAUCUACUGAUGCUGAAAAAUACAGAUUUGUUGGUGAUUCAUUAGAACUCAUUGAUCUACAAUUAGAUGAUAAGGGAGAAUACAUGUGUCUCGCUACAAAUAAUGCUGGGUCAGACCAAAGAAAGAUAAAUCUCAUUGUUCAAGAACCACCAACUAUUGGUCGAGGUCCAACAAACAUUACAGUACUUGCCAAUACCCCAGUAACAUUGCCUUGUGAAGUGAGUGGAACUCCACAACCUUUAGUCAGAUGGCUGAAAAAUUCUCAUCCAUAUUACCCAUCACAAAAGCUAGGUUACAGACAACUCGAAAUUGGGUCGCUUCAAAUCAGUGCUGCAUCAGUACAAGAUAUGGGACUCUAUACAUGCAAUGUUGAGAAUGACGCUGGAUCUAUUUUCCGUGACAUAAAUCUGAUUGUCCAAGUUCCUCCAAGUAUUGCAAACACCAUAUCAAAAUAUAUUGUACAACCGUUUACUCGUGUACGAAUUCCCUGUGAUGUAUCUGGCAUACCUAAACCAUCUGUAACAUGGACCAGGGAUGGAAUUUCAGCAGAUCAACUUAUUGGUGUCUACAUGAAUCCUCGAGACAAUUCAUUAGAUAUUCCAUCAGUCGGAACAUUACAUGAAGCGACUUAUACAUGUACUGCAGAAAAUCCAGCAGGUCAAGCUACUUACGAUGCAGAGGUCAAAGUCCAAACUGCACCUGUGAUAGCAAAUCCCACACAAUCAGUGACAGCUCUGGAAGGAACUACAACGACACUUUCCUGUGAAGCGACAGGAACACCAGAACCUGUUGUUAAUUGGAGAAGAGGAACGCAAAUCAUUGAAAUGGAUGAAAGACAUGAAAUGGAUUCGAAUAAUGGAUUGAGGAUUUCUAAUGUUCAGGUUUCUGAUAGUGCAAAGUAUACAUGCGUUGCACAAAACGUUGCUGGAACAGCAUUUGGAAAAGUUAAGCUGGAUGUUCACGUUCUGCCAAAGAUUCUUACUGAUCUAAAGCCAAACAUGGUUGCUAUUGCAGGACAGCCAUUUACCUUCCCUAUAUCAACAACUGGAAAACCAAAACCUGCUGUUGGUUGGUCCAAAGAUGGCUAUGAAUUGCUGGAAGAUGAUUCUCAUUAUGUAAAGCAAGAUGAUGGAUCGCUUCUCAUCCCCAUUGUUUUACCUGGUGAUGCAGGGAGAUACAAUGUUACUGCUUUCAACGAUGCUGGGUCUACUUCCAUAAUGACACAACUUGAUGUUAUUGUUCCACCUGAUCUUCGAGCAUUGGCAUCUGAAAUUACUGUGACUCAGGGAAGUCAAAUACCACUGGAUAUAGUAGCUGAUGGAAAUCCUUUGCCUGAAAUAACUUGGACCAAGGAUGGGGAACCACUAAAUCCAGAUGAUGAAAGAGUGCAGCAGUUGUCCUACGGAUCAUUAAUAAUAAACAAUGCAAUGUCAACAGAUACUGGAUAUUACACAGCUACUGCUAUCAAUGAUGGUGGCAGAGAUUCAAUUAAAAUAAAAGUAACGGUGCAGGUUCCACCCACUUUUACUGUAACGCCUGAAAAUCAAAAGAAACAGAGUGGUGAUGAUAUGAGUAUGGUUUGUGCUGCAGUAGGAUUCCCUACCCCAACAAUAACCUGGAAAUUUAAUGAUCAGGUUCUUCCUGCUCAAACUGCAAUCAAUGAUGCUCCUGGAAGCAGUUUAUUGUUCAUUGAAAAUGUGAGAAGUCAAGAUUCCGGAGAUUAUGUAUGUCAAGCAAGUAAUCAAGCAGGAAUUAUUGCUCAUUUGGCAUCUGUGACUGUUGAUUCUCCACCGGUUUUUACAAAUGAGCACGAUCCAGAUGUAUAUGCAAGACUUGGAACAACUGCAAGACUUGAUUGCCCGGUUUCAUCCAAUCCUGCUCCCACUAUAACAUGGACUAAAGAUGGAAGAGAGCUCUCACGUAGUGGUAGAUAUGAAAUACUGUCGAAUGGAUCUUUGAUUAUAUAUCGUACUGAGGAAAAUGAUGCCGGUGAUUAUAAAUGUGUCGCAACAAAUGAAGCCGGGAGUAUUGACCGAACAACAAAACUUAUUCUGGAACUCGCACCAUCAUUUUUAACCAGACCAAGUGAUACAGUUGCAGUAUCAGGCAGCAAUGUUAUAAUGAACUGCACUGCUCAUGGUGUUCCAACACCAAAUAUACAAUGGAGGAAAUCGAAUCGAGCACUGCCAACUGAUGGGCGAUUCACUGUUCUUCACAAUAAUUCAUUACAAAUUGCAACUAUUCAAUUGGAAGACACAGGACAGUAUAGUUGUAUUGCUACAAAUGAAAUUGGGUCGAGAAUGGCAAAAGCAUCUUUAGUGGUUAAGGUACAUGGUCAAUUUGGUGAAUGGAAACCAUUCGGUGCUUGUUCAACAACUUGCGGAACUGGUUCUAGAACAAGGAUAAGAUUCUGUAAUUCACCACCACCAGCUAAUGGCGGAAAUGAUUGUGUGAAAAAUAGUGAAGACAGUACACCAUGCGAACAAGGACCUUGCCCUGUUAAUGGUGGAUGGGGCGAAUAUGGUUCUUGGGAGCCUUGUUCUGUUACCUGCGGCCAAGGUCAUGAAAUGAGACUGAGAGAAUGCAGUAAUCCAACACCUCAAUAUGGAGGCCUUCCGUGUUCUGGAGAUGGAUUUGAAAAACGACUAUGUAGAAAAACACCUUGUGGAGUGGAUGGUGGUUGGAGUAAAUGGAGUGCAUGGUUGCCAUGCAGUGCUACAUGUGAUGAAGGUGUAUCAGUACGAAACCGUGCAUGCAACAAUCCUGCACCAACAACAGGAGGAAGAAAAUGUGAAGGAUCCGACACCAUGUCUAGAAUUUGUAAUUUGAAAAAUUGUCCAGUAAAUGGCAAUUGGGGUACAUGGGCAGCAUUCAGCAUAUGCUCUGUGUCAUGUGGAGGUGGUACUCGUGAUCGAAUAAGAACAUGUUCUAAUCCAGCACCAGGUUUUGGUGGAGAAUUGUGUCCUGGAUCAAAUAUACAACUUGAUAAUUGCAAUGCCGAACCUUGUCCAGUGAAUGGAAACUGGGGUUCAUGGGGAGUGUGGUCGUCAUGUUCUCAAUCAUGCGGAGGUGGGCAGCGUAGAAAAUAUAGGUCAUGUGCUGAACCAAGACCAAGAUAUGGAGGAAGAUAUUGUCCCGGAACCGAUGUUACAAUGCAGUCUUGCGGUUUAAUACCAUGUCCAGAGGAUGGUGGUUGGAGUGAAUGGUCUGAAUGGACUCCAUGUUUGGUGACCUGCGGAAGUGGUAUUCGAAACAGAAAGAGAACAUGUACAAAUCCAGUACCACAAUAUAAUGGAAAGUUUUGUGACGAUGAUUCAACUCAAACAGAUCAGUGCUCAUUACAACCAUGUCCAGAUGGACCAAGAACCGCAAUUGGAACGUUAUAUGGAAAUGUAAAUGAUGUACCUAUUAUUGGUUCAAGUAUUUUGUCUCACGGAACUCCGAUUGGUGAUGAUAAAGUUCGUGUUGUAUCAGUUAUCAAGGAUAUUCCCAAAGCAAUUGGUGAAGACUUAAGAAAUCAAGUUUCAAUUUUAACACCAAUAUACUGGACAUUCGCAAAGGAAAUAGAAGGUGCAUACAAUGGACAUACAUUGACUGGAGGAAAUUUUGAACGACAUGUGAAUGUGGAAUUUCCAAGUGGGCAACUUGUUGAAAUGUUCCACGAUGCAAAAGGAAUAGACAAGGAAGGAAACCUAGUUGUGGACAUUCAAAUUAAUGGAGAUGUUCCAAUGUUCCCCCCAGAUAUUGAUCUCAGCAUUAAAGAUUAUUUUGAAGAUUACAUUCAAACAGGACCGGAUUCUUUGUAUGCAUUUUCUGAUCGUUUUUAUACAAUUAACAAUGAAAUUAUGCUGUACACUUGGAAUCAUUCAAUAUACUAUGAUGAAUCUCAUGGCGUGAUGCCAUAUCUUGUGGAACAACUAUUUGGAACAGACAUUGUUGCCAAAUAUGAUCCAGAAACACUUGAGCUCAUGUUCCAGAUUGAUGUGACAAUAGGGAAAGGAGAUCCCAGUAAUGAAUGUCCACAUGGUUUUGUACUUGAUCCAACUGGACAAUAUUGCAAUGAUGAAGAUGAAUGUAACACAAGACAACCAUGUUCACACAUUUGCCACAACCUGAUCGGAUCAUACAGUUGUGAAUGUCCAGAUGGAUUCCACAUUGGAAUGGAUGGCGACACUUGCAAAGAUAUUGAUGAAUGUGAGGAAAGCUCUUAUGACUGUGAAGCUCCAUAUGUAUGCAAAAAUACACGGGGUUCGUACAGAUGUGAAAUAACUUGUGGACCAGGACUUCUAAUAUCUGAAGAUGGCCAGCAUUGUACAGAUAUAAAUGAAUGUGAAGGAAAUCGUGAAAGGAUAUGUGAACACAUUUGCAAUAAUACCUAUGGAUCAUUCAGAUGUAGUUGUAGACUAGGAUAUCAACGUUCUGAUGAAACAAGUUGUGAAGACAUCGAUGAAUGUACCAGGGGUGCAUGUUAUGGAGAUAUCACUCAAUGUCACAAUACAGCUGGAUCUUACUUUUGUACGAACAGUUGCCCUGCAGGAUUUUAUCUUAAUCAAGAAACUGAAACAUGCCUUGACAUAGAUGAGUGUGGUACUGAAGAACUCAAUCGUUGUGAUCAUUUAUGUGAGAAUGUAGAUGGAUCAUACAGAUGUUUAUGUAACGAUGGUUAUACGAUGGACAGGAAUACUGGACUAUGUAUAGACCGAGAUGAGUGUGCUGAUGGACGAGGUCCUUGCCAAUAUGGUUGCGCAAACCUUGAGGGUACUUAUAGAUGCUUCUGUCCAAAAGGUUACAGACUGAGUUACAAUGAACACUCUUGUGAAGAUAUUGAUGAAUGUAAAGAAGGACUAGCAAAAUGUGUUGGAAGAGAUGUUAUGUGUGCUAAUUCACUUGGUGAUUUUAGAUGUGUAAAUACGAGAUGUCCUCCCAAUUACAAGAGACAUAAUGGAAUUUGUACAAGAGAUUGUCUUGGCGAUGAGUGUGAAAAUAAAUUUAAGAGUGUGAUUCGUUACAACUCUACCUAUUUGAGAGUUGGAGUUCCCAAAGACCAAGAUUUGCUUGAGCUAGCUGUUUCCUAUACAAAUCCAACAGGAUCACAUCAGUUACACAGCAAUACCAUCUUCCGACUUCUUACACCAGCUUACGACCGAGCCUACAGACUGUUCGGACUUCGUGUGAUAGAUGAUGAACGUGGCAUAGUUUACACGAAACAAGCCAUCACACGAAGUCAUAUUGACUGGUAUAAACUUCGAGUUAGUGCUCGUUCCCGCUCUUCUGUUGAUGGAAGCACUGAAUAUGAGACCAUAUUCAGUCUCUUCAUAAAUGUUGCUCCAAAUCCUUUUGUUUGAACAAUGCUGCCUCUGACACUCCGAAACUGCUUUAAUUUUCAUAAGGUGUGAUAGAUAGUUCCCUCUCUUAUUUGUUCUAUUUCGUGUUUUCAUAGAAAUUUUUAGAAUGCUGGCAAUUCGCCAACUUCUUUACACGAUGUCCAAUGAUUUGUGACGCCGUGCGAGUGAGGAGAUCAAUACUGACGAAUGAGAACAACCCGCUAUACGAACUUACCAAUUCAAUUUUGUAAAAUAUUUUGCCGAAAUAUUUCGCUUAAUAUUAGGAUUGUAAAUAUUGCAUAAACACCAAGUUUCUUCAUUUUCUUCUUCAAUAAAUAUCAAUCAGCUCA